Messenger RNA from Cyphellophora attinorum, 342 nucleotides. RefSeq lists its product as uncharacterized. The transcript has a single exon. The record is from RefSeq and is a predicted model, not a curated record. The coding region runs from base 1 to 342 and encodes 113 amino acids. Lineage: Eukaryota; Fungi; Ascomycota; Eurotiomycetes; Chaetothyriales; Cyphellophoraceae.
AUGCCACCCAUGAAACUCAUCCUCUCCCAACUUGGAAAGCAUCCCAGCACAGCAUCAAGCAUGGCGAAGGGCAGGAAGAUCACCGCCCAGAGCAGCACCAACAGGACCAUCAUCGUAUACCGCGACUGCCUCUUUUUAGCGGUCGCCAGCUUCAUAUUCCUCUUCGCUUACUUCGACACAUCCUCGACGUGGCUUGUCGUGGCAGACGCAACAAGCCUUCGGAUAAAGCCUGACCAUGAUGGCAAACGUAACAUAACGACAGAUACGUUGGCGGCAGGAGACCUUGCCUUCCCCAUAUCGAGAACAGCAGGUACCAAGACAACGGAUCCUAGCACUCAUUAG